Messenger RNA from Heterotrigona itama, 8955 nucleotides. Lineage: Eukaryota; Metazoa; Arthropoda; Insecta; Hymenoptera; Apidae. The record is from the annotation of a GenBank genome assembly.
GAGCAUUUGUUGCAUAUCGCGCUUUAGGUUAUUUUUCGUAUUUGUUAUUUAUAUUUUUCAAACUUUAAGAAUGUAAAUAGUACACGGUAAUCGUUAAGUUUCUCCGAUGUUAGCCGGUCUUGCGAUUAUAUUUAAUCUCAAAUAUUCAAAGGGAAACGAUCGUAUCUCCGUAAUUCAUUGAGGGAUUAAAAUUAAGAUGUUGCAUUCCACGGGAACGUUAUCGCCUGAAGAUAUCCUGGCAGAAGUUAGAAAAUUUAUCUCGGGGGCAGUUCGACCAACUCAUAGCACGAACACGCUCGACGUAACGCGGACAGCCCUCUCUUUACUUCGACAUGUGCCUGCUGCAAGAGACGCGGUGCUCGAAUAUUUCUGCAGCGUGUUUUUUAUUGCUGUUACCAAAUAUGUUCGCCAGCUUGAGACAAAUCAGAACUUUGCGAUAUGUGAAGAGACUAUAAUAGCAGAGAUUCACACUGUUUUAAGUAGCUUCAUUAAUGGAAAUCCAGAAGCGUGGGCGCCAAUUAUUUCAGCAUGGUCACUGGAACUGUUAGGCAAACUUUCUUCGGAAUAUGCAAAACGUGGAAACUUACCUACGAAUGCUGGAAUUAACGAUUUCCUUCAACAAUGGAUGUCUUGUUGUGCCACUCGUACUUUGAUCGAUAUCACAGCUCAAUGUCUCCAAUGUCUUAUGCAUUCAGACACAGAGUCUUGCAUCAAAGCAUUGUUGGAUACUAGCGUGUUGCACAGUCCUCAUUUUGAUUGGGUAGUAGCUCAUGUUGGAAGCUGUUUUCCAAAUACAGUUAUUACCAGAGUAUUGUCAUGCGGUCUGAAGGAUUUUUGUGCAAUGGGAAAUGAACAUAACAUUAAAAAUCCUAAAUUGAAUUCUGUGGUUGGAAUUCUAGGGCAUUUGGCUGGUAGUCACUUUCAAGAUAUUACAGCGGCAUUAUUAGACUUAUUCAAAUGGAGUUUACAGGAAGAUGCAAAUAUAGAUGAGGAUACAAAGAACCAGAAAUUGGCUACUGUUCCAUUUCUUUUAAAUUUGGCCUCUCUUUCGCAAACUCUUUUAAAAGCGAUAACUACCGAUGUAUUACAAACAUUAAAGCCAGAUAUUAUCCCACAAUUAGCUUUAUUUGCAUCAGACUGGUGUAGAUACUUUGACAACCAACCAGAAGCUCUAGUAGAUCUAACUGUUCACUUGAUACUAGGAUGUGAACAAGGAGGGUCUCAGUUAAUAAAUAUUUUACUGGAUACAAGUUUAAGUACAAGUAAUGUGGGAUAUCAUAGCGUUAAUGCUGCACAAAGUGUGAAAAGCAUAUGUUCUGAGAUAUUAGAGUUAGUAUUACAAGAGAUAGAUCUACUUUUGAGAACACAUGGACCACAAUCUGCAAAUAUUGCUUUAUUAAAUUCAAUUAAACAGGAAUUUGUAGUAAUAUUACCGUUACUUUUAAGUCAAACUCCGCUGCGAGUUCAGACAGCCACCAGACUGCUAUGCUUCCUUGGAAGUCAAAGCCCCAAUAUAUUAAUAUCUGCAGCGUCAUAUAUGUUAGUCAAAGCUGUAACUACAUUUCAUCUUGCUGCUUUGAUACGACUUGUUUCGAAUAAUAUUAUAUUAUUUCCCUCCAAUAAGUUUGAAACUGAAAAUAUAUUAAUUAGCCACAGUUACUUUACACAAAUAGUAGAACAAUCUCUUAGAGAUAUAAAUUACAAAAGUGUUAUAGGGAAACAAGAACCGGGACAAUUCUUCCAAAAUCUUACAAUAUUGCUCAAGUGGGAAAGGUCUAACAAGGCAAUAGCGCUUCGGUCAAAAAUGAUAACUCAAGCCAUAAAAUUUAAUUUGCCCCAAAUUUCCGCUCUAUUAACAAAGACAUCUGAUUUCGAUUUAGCUAAUGACAUCGCUAAAAUGUUAGAUUUGUUUAGUAUGCCUGAAAAAGAUAAUUUUAGCCCAAAUGUAGAACUUACUUUAAAAUUAACAAGAGCUGUAAUUCAGUAUUUCUUUUUAUGUAUAGUGGAAGAUAAUAUCACGAAAAAACAGCAAGGUGUGAAAAUUGUUUGCCAUUUAUUAAAAGAUUUAACUUUUUAUUCGCCAUGUGCUCGAGUUUUAGCUUUAAGAGAAAUUUUGGGACACAGUAUCAAUAAUGAUCCUGCUAAAUAUUUCGGUGCAAAAGAAAAAUUUGAGCCAAAGUUUGAGGAAACAUUACUUUUACAUCAAAAUCAUAAACAGGUUACAAGCACAAUGUUAGCUCAGAAACAUUCUUCUGUAUUUCAUGCUGGAGUAAUUGGACAUGGUCCUCGGAGACCACCACCAGAGAAUAACAUUGACAAAGAAAUUAUUGCUCUCAAUAAAAUAUUACUGAUUGAUGUGAUAAAGGCAUGUUGUAGUAAUCGUGAAUCGGAACGAUAUCCUGUUAAUUUAGAUGCAUUAACAAUGGUCAGUUUAUUGUUGGUUGAACUAGUCUCACCUGAUGUUAUGUAUAAUGGAUUACCAUGGCCCGAUGAAGAAUUUACAAAGGUUACUAUAGAAAGAGAUUUACAAAUCCAUCGAACAUUUAAGGAUGUUCCAUUAUUGUGGACAUUGUUAGAGCUGACAGCUUGGUACAGACCAGCUUUAGCUUAUUGCUCGGUUUUAUUAAGAGGUAUUGCUGCUACAGUUAUGGCCAACUGGAAUAUAGACGAAGGUGGUUUACUCGUGAGUGUUAUGGCACUUGGUCAGUUGUUACCACCUCCAUUAGCAAGCAUAAGGGAUGUUUUGCCAGUUUUAGAACCGCAUCAGAUAAAUACUAUAAUGAAAGAAUGUGUAUGGGCCUAUAUGCGCGAAAAUGUUCCAUCACCCGCUCUUUUCACGCGUAGCGAAGGCGCUAACAUCGCUUGGCGAGAUACGGAUACUUCUACUCCAAAUUCACGGUUUACAGAAACGCUUCGUUUACUUUUGUUAUCCAAUAUUCACACAUUGGGUCCGCUUUAUGCUGCCCUUUUUUUUCAAUAAAAAUGAACAGUUGAAUUUUUUAACGUAUAUACAUACAUUUCUACGAAUAAAAUAAACCUAUAAUAAAUUAAUGUUGAUAUUAAGAAGAUACUUAAAAUAAGUAUUAAUACCUUCUUUAAAUUUACGUUUUCGUAAAAAAUAUUUUUAAAUUGUUUUAUUAAAUUAUAUUAGUGGAGCAACUUCUCAAUUAAUAUUUCAUUAAUAUAUUUCACAUUUAUUUAAAAAAUGAUAUCGUGAAUCAAUGUCUAAACAUUGGGUUUUUCACUUACUAUUCUCGAAGUAACAAUAAAUACAUUUUCAGUCAUAUUUUAAUAACAACUCUACGUAUAAAAUAAUAGGUACCAUUUGUAUUAUAUAAAACAGAAAUUAUUAAUAUCUGAAACUAAACAAUAUAUAAUAUAAUAAGAUAUAUAAAUACAAUGCAAAUAUAACUUAUAAAUAAGUUUCUUUCAAUUUCUAAUUAUAUCAAACAAAUAUUACUUUCAUUUAUAGUUAAAAAACAUAGUUCGCUACUCUCAAACGUUGAUUAAAAAAAAAAAAAAUUAAUGCAGGUCGGACCAAAAAAGAAAACAAGAUAAAUAAUAAAUUUUAAUUUUUAUAAAAACAUAUUCACUUAAAUACAAGAAAAGAAUAUUACUUUGUAUCGUUAUUGACACAGGAAUGAUGAUAUCUAUGAUGAGCGAACACUGUACGAAUUGGUUGUACGAAUACCCUAGGUGGGUGUCUCGUCCUGACAAAAUGAUUUAUAUAUUAUGCAAUGCUUCGAUCCAUAUAAACGUCACGAUCAUAAUCGUGCGCUUUUUCAGAGAGUCUUUACAUGACUCCGUAUUAUUCGGAGCAUAAAACACUAGUAAAAAAUGCUGAAAAUAUUUAAUUUUUUUUUUCUUCUAUAUACACCGCUCGUUGUCUGAAAGAUAUAGCAUCUUGCGUGUAAAUCCAGAGCAUUCAAAGUACACGAAAUGCUUGUAUUUACAUUCGAGCAUUUCACAUAUUACACGUCCGAGUGCGAACUUCUACGCUUUGUCAACGUAUCGUUCAAAAUUCCAUUUGGUACUGAUUGACACAGUGUAGAAUCACUGUUAAAUAUUUCGUAUAUAAAAAGAGGUAUCAUUUUUCACGAUGUACAAAUUAAAAAUAUCAAUUGCAAAUCGCGAAACUGAUAUAUUUCUGUUGCGAAUGAAAUUGAGAAUUAAACAUUUUAAAAAAGAAAAAAGAAUUUUUAAAGGAAAAAAGCUAUCAUGUAAUAUAUAUGUAUUUAUACAUGUGAUCCUCUUAAUGGCAAACAAGGAAUAAAAAUUGUGAUUUGAUUCGUAUUGAAGACCUUCCAUUACUCCAUUGAGUAAUCAACACUAUUCAACGUCGAGUGGAUUUAUUUCACAAUAAAUUAUUAUUCAGUCCUUCAGAAUUAAAAAAGUUCACUUUUAAAGUCUAUGUAAAUUGAGUUUAGAAAAGUAGCGUACUCAUUCCACCCAUUUCACUUUGUUCUUUAACGAAGAUCUCGAAGUACUGGUAUAUGAUUGUGACAGCGAGUAAAAUACCAGUACCUGAACCGAUUGCACCAAGGAAAUCGGCCAGUACAGAUAAAGCACCGAUACACAAUCCUCCAAAUGCUGCCGCGGUUGGAAUAUAUCUAUUUAACUCGUGAAUCAUAGAAUUGUCUCUGUGGCCUCUCAUUACCAUUUGUUGCUCCUUCAACUGUUUUGCGACGGCUUUUGCUGAGCUACCAGAAACCUCGAUCCACGUUUUCGAAAAGAAAGCACAAGAACCAAGCAUGAAAAGAAUGUAAAGGAUAGCGUGGAUAGGAUCUUGAAGUAUAUGGCCUACAGAUUCUGGCGGUGACAAAUAGUAACACAAUCCUCCAACAGGAUAAGAUCGUGCUGGGCCACCACCGCCAAUAUCGGACCACACUCCCAACAAAUUCACAAUAAUGUUUCCUUGAAACUUGACGGCCAACAUUUGUGAAAUAACAUAUAAAUUCGACACCAACGCAGAUUGAAGAAUGAUGGGAAUGUUGCUCGUGUAGAACAGUUUAAUAGGAUAGCUACUGUACUGCCCUCUGUACCUGGCAGAUUUGAUUGGUAAGUCAACACGGAAACCCUGGAAGUAAAUCACAAUAGCAAACACUAGGAUAGUUGCAAGUAAAUUCAUAAGAUUAGGAAGGUUUUGUCUGUAGAACGCUUCGCGAAGAGCUCGAACUUUGUCCUGUCUCGUAGCGAGCAGAUGAAACAAUGCGAUUACUGCACCUUCGAAUUCUGUGCCGCGUCCUGUAUUAACUGUAGCUGGAGAAAAUGCUUUCCAUACGAUUGUUUCACAAAUGUUUGUAGCAAUGAAGAGAGAGAUUCCACUUCCUAAUCCGUAUCCUUUUUGAAGCAAUUCAUCUAACAAUAAUACUAUCAAUCCAGCAACGAACAACUGAAUAAUAAUUAAUAAACAAACACCAGCUCCAAUUUCCGUCGGAUCGCCGUACAUUCCAGUCAUUACAUAUACAAUGGCUUGACCAACAGUGAUAACCAUUCCAAAUACUUUCUGAGCACCAUUGAAAAGAGCUCUAUCCUUUGGAGUAUCGCCAACUUCAAUUAUUUUUGUACCACUCAACAGUUGCAUGAUCAAACCAGAUGUGACAAUGGGAGAAAUUCCCAGUUCCAUAAGAGUCCCUCUAUUUGAUGCAAGAAUUACUCGAAUCCAAUAGAAAGGAUCUGCACUGUCUGAAGACAUAAUUCCAAACAGGGGAAUCUCCCAUCUUGAAUCCGAGGUGUAACUAUUCUAAAGGGUCACGGUGCUAUGACGUCGUUUCACUUACUCUCGAGUCAACAAUGCCGCGAAGACAGUAGAUUAAAACGAGAACCCGAGGAAAACUCGGCUGCGUGUGCCCGAUUGGCAAGCCGUAGCGAGUCGUGCGUGGCUCUCCUCGUCGACACGUAUCAAUAUACUACUGUCACGUGACCUGAUGAUGUUGGCCGGCACGAGCGAGAAAUUCCUGAAAGCAUUACUAGAUGGCGCUACAGUCACAUCAAAUAUGGCGUCACUAUUCUACUUUACCGACUAGAUAGCAGCGACACCGGCAAAAAAAAAAAAUGAGGAAAAAUCAAAUGGCAGCAAAAAUCAAAGGAGAAAAGAAAAUAAAAUUAAGAAAAUAAAAUGCUUUUAAAAAUUUCUUCGAUAUACCAGCGGGUUUAGAGAAAGGAGAAGUACUAUAUAAGCAGCAGGUGAGGUACCAUUUGGCAUUACUUGUUAUUUUCUCUUGGUUGUUAACAUUGUCUCGUAUACAAUGAAAAAUAUUGUUUGUAAAGUUUUACUUCUGGCAUUGUACCUUGGUUUCUUCGUUCACAAUGGAGAAACUUAUAUAUUGCCAGAAAGUAAUAAUGGACUAACUAUUGAACCAGUAAUAGGCAAAUUUGUUCAUGGUGAAAGCCCUCUAUGGCAUAUUUGGUCACAAGCACUUUCUUUUGUUGAUACAAUAGCACAAAAAGUAUGUAUGUAUUAUACUAUAAAAGAAGAACUUGUCUGCGCAGUUGUAGAAAAUGGACCAGUCGGGUUUGCUAUUCCUGUUAAGGAUCAAUCUGGCAAGUUUGUAGUUGGUAGUGGUACAGAUUUCGUUCUACUUCAGAUGCCUAACUCUGCGGGUACCACAAAAAUAAAUUCUCAAACGCUUAUUAAUGUUAAUGUAAUAAGCAAUGGCACUAGAUGGAAUGAUGGAAAAGCAGAUUCUUCAGGAAGAUUCUGGGGUGGAACAAUAGGAAUGGAAUCAAAUGACCAUGUUGCUCCUCACAAAGCAUUUUUCUAUCGUAUUGAUUCUGAUUUGACUGUAACGGCAGAAUUAUCAAAUGUUACUAAUAGUAAUGGACUAACUUGGAGUCUCCUGGAUGAUACAUUAUAUUAUAUCGAUUCUGCCACGCAUCAAAUAGCAGCAUUUGAUUUUGACUCCUACACUGGAUCAAUAUCUAACAAAAGAAUUGUAUUUGAUCUUGAACAAACUAGUUACUCUGGAAUACUUGAUGGUAUGACUGUAGAUGCAAGUGGAAAUCUUUGGGUAGCUUUAUACAAUGGAAGUGGUGUACUCAAUAUUGAUCCUCAAACUGGUGAAGUUCUACGCUUUGUGAAACUUCCUGUAUCAAAAGUAACUAGUUUGACAUUUGGAGGACCUUUGUUGGAUACGUUAUAUGUAACAACAAGCAGCCGUAAUUUAACUAAGCAACAACUUGAAGAACAACCACUUGCUGGUUAUGUUCUUUCUAUAAAAGGUUUAGGAAUAUAUGGUAUUCUUCCAAAUCCAUUCAAUCUAUAAAUAAUUUUUUUAUAAUGAAUGUCCUUACGCACUAUAAUUGUUGUGCACAGAUGAUAUAAAAGAAAAAAAAGCAAUAAAGAAAAUUAAAUAAAACUAUAUUUUUUUAUUUUUCAAACUUUUAAAAUACCUUUUCACUAUCAUUGGUAAACAACUCGACUAAUCAGUUAUAUCAUAUUGCGUCACAAUAUUUAAUCUUUAUAUCGUUGUUCAUCCCAUUUUUUGUAUUAAAUAUUAUUUUUUCAUCGUAUUAUUAUUUUUAAAUUUUAUUCAUUAUUUCAUGAUAACCUUAUCAUCUUUUCUAUCAUAAUAUGUAUGUAUUACAUAAGAUUAAUAAGCUGCUAUAUUAUCUAAGCGAUUAAUGUGUAUGUAUGAGAUUAAUAAGCAACUACUAAGUGAUUGUUGUGAUAUAUAAAGAGGAAUAAAAUAUCUGCUUAUUCGUUCAAAAUCAUUGAACGUAGCAGACUGUAAAACUCAACGUUUGACGAAUUUAGGUAAUCAUUUAAUAAAUCAAGUAUCAUUAAAUCAAAUACUGUCUAUAUAUUAUAUAAGUGAACUUUGAAUGCCUGAGCAAGUAUCUCAUAAAUAUUUGUAUCUUUUUUUUUUGUUGUAUUCUGUAUUUUUUUAAUACACUAUAUGCGUGUAAUUAUAUAAUACAUAAACGAAAUUAUAUGCAAUUAACUAUUAAAUUAAGAAAAUGUCAGAAGUAACUAUCGAACCACUCGCUGGACCAUAUGGUCUUGGUGAAGGCCCUCAUUGGGACUGUACUUCGCAAAAAUUAUAUUUCGUUGAUAUAUUUGCCCAGAAAAUAUUCAGAUUUGAUCCUGUAACAGGUGGUCUUACUUCAAUUUUUGUAGAAAAUGGACCAGUUGGAUUUGUUAUUCCUGUAGAAGGUAGCACUAACAAAUUUGUUGCUGCAUCUAGUAUAGAUGUAGUGGUUCUUUCUUGGAACAGUGAAGAAACUCUUGCAAGUUGUAAAGCUCAAAUAUUGGUUUCUGCAGACUCUAAUAGAACAGAGAUUAGAUUUAAUGAUGGAAAAGCAGAUUCUUCUGGAAGAAUAUGGGCUGGAACAAUGGGCCUUGAAAAGAAUGGAGUUUUUCCACCUAAUGUGGGAUCCCUUUAUUCUGUGGAUAAUGAUCUUGUAUUGAAAAGACAAGUAUCUCCUGUAUCCAUAAGUAAUGGAUUAGCCUGGAAUCCUGAUAAUAAUACACUUUAUUACAUUGAUUCACUCACCUAUCAGGUUUGGGCAUAUAAUUACAAUUCUAAGACAGGAACUAUAUCAAAUAAGAAGAUUGUGUUUGAUCUUCAAAAAAAUAAUAUUCCUGGAAUACCAGAUGGUAUGACAAUAGAUACAAAUGGAAAUCUUUGGGUUGCAGUGUAUAGUGGAGGCAGUGUUCUCAACAUAAAUCCGAAAACGGGCGAGUUGUUGCGCUUAGUUAAAUUUAAUGAUGCCCAGAACAUAACUAGUGUUGCCUUUGGUGGUCCUAAUUUGGAUAUUUUAUAUGUAACAUCAGCAAGCUUGGGAUUGAAUGAAAAUCAGUUGAAGGAGCAACCACAUGCUGGUUAUUUAUUUGCCAUCAAAGGUUUAGGUGUCCGUGGUUUUCCUCCAAAUAAUGUUAAACUACCAAAUAAAUUAACAUAGAUAUAUAUAUAUAUAAAGUAUAUAUAUAUAUAAAGUAUAUAUAUAUAUAUA